This is a messenger RNA of Coniophora puteana RWD-64-598 SS2, 405 nucleotides long. RefSeq lists its product as uncharacterized. Lineage: Eukaryota; Fungi; Basidiomycota; Agaricomycetes; Boletales; Coniophoraceae. The transcript has a single exon. The annotation marks the transcript as partial. The record is from RefSeq and is a predicted model, not a curated record.
AUGCCCGGCCCGUUUUCCAAUAAAGCACCCUCCUUCGACGGCGAAACCUCUCAAUUGCUGGAGUUCUUCGAGUACUUCGAGGACCUCGCCGAUGGAAACAGCCUCACCGACUCGGAACGUUGCAAGAUGCUCGUACGCUACGCCGAUGUGACCACCAAGCGCUUUUGGACCACUCUAGACGGCUUCGACUCGCGGGACUACGCUACUCUCAAGGCUAGUAUCCUUGCUCAAUAUCCCGGAGCUAGCAAAGGCACCAAGUAUACUAUCAGGGACCUCGAUCGCAUCGCUGGCAGCUACUCGGAACGCACCAUCUCAACCGAAUCUGACCUCUCUCAAUAUUAUCGUGCCUUCCGUCCGAUUUCGACAUGGCUCCUCAAGAACAACAAGAUCUCUAUUCGCGAGCGC